AUGGGGCGGACGAACCUUUUCGCGGUUGUUUUUGAUGGCAUGGAUUUCACUACCACGGAGGACGUCACCGGAUUAGGUGACUUAGAUGUACCGAAGAAUAGUCCAUCUUCGGGAGCAAGUGGGCCUACCUCGAGCCCGAAACUGAUCAUUUGGUUCCCUUCCACGAGCGUGGAUCCUGACCGGAAGCGAUCCAUCAUCAUCUCUAUUCUGGAGGAUGCCCGGGUUCUUUUCGCCCCUAUAGGGGUGGCCAGUUACCUACGGUGCCUGGUGACCGAAGAAGAUCAAGCCAAAAUGAACGAGGUCUUGGUGCUUCAUCAUGAAACUUUCCUCAGGUAUCGGGAUGAGUUGAACCAGCUCGAAGCCGAAGUCAGAGGGUUUACUGAGAAGAGAGACACGUACAAACUUCUCAAUGAGCAACAUGAAGAAGAGGCUAAGGGCCUUCGAGCUGAGUUAGAAGCGGCUCGGAAAGAACAUGCCGACCUUGUUGAACAGGUAAAAAUCUUUGAAGUUAGUGACGAUGAGAUAGACACGGUGACUAAUGGUCGGAACCUGCAGGUCCAGCAGAAGAUUGAUCGGAUCGACCAAUUUCGAGCCGAGAUAGAUGCAGUCAAGGUCGAGGCCGAAGAGUGGAGAGGCAGGAUGGACCGCCUGGCCUUAGAAAAGGAGAAUGCCCAGGCACAGUUGGCCUCGGCGGAGGCCCAACUUCAGGCGGCGGAGGAGGAGAAGGAUGAUGCUCGGUCCCAAAGAGUUGAGGAGCUUCAGUCUCAGCUAAGCUCGGUCGUUUUCGAUCGAGAGACAAUUGCCAAAGAGCUUAAAGUGGCCAAGUCGGUGGUUGAAGAGACGAAAGCUGAUGUCGACGAGAUGGUGGCCCAGUAUAAGGCCGAUGGUGAGGCAGCCCAGGCCUUCGAAGAAGUUCAUGCUCGGAGUUUUGAUUUAUCGGCCGAGGACGAAAGUGCUAAGGGGUUCGAAGCCGAGGCCAAGAAACUGGCAUAUCCCAAGGAUGAAGAAGACUCCGAGGGUUCAGACGAAUCCAGGGGAGGAGAAGACUCUGAUGGUGAUGGUGAUGGUGAUGAGGCGGGCUCCAGUGGAGACCAAGCCGUUUACGUUCCUUGCAUAUUUUUCUUUGUUUUU
Messenger RNA from Nicotiana tabacum (common tobacco), 1131 nucleotides. The record is from RefSeq and is a predicted model, not a curated record. Lineage: Eukaryota; Viridiplantae; Streptophyta; Magnoliopsida; Solanales; Solanaceae.